This is a messenger RNA of Daphnia pulicaria, 3393 nucleotides long. Its product is annotated as PDZ domain-containing protein 8-like. NCBI's taxonomy places the organism in Eukaryota, Metazoa, Arthropoda, Branchiopoda, Diplostraca, Daphniidae. The transcript is spliced from 16 exons. Gene Ontology annotation, molecular function: protein binding; lipid binding. Gene Ontology annotation, cellular component: mitochondria-associated endoplasmic reticulum membrane contact site. Gene Ontology annotation, biological process: mitochondrial calcium ion homeostasis. Bases 411 to 3242 code for a protein of 943 amino acids. The record is from RefSeq and is a predicted model, not a curated record.
UUCGGAUUCGACUGAGUGAUUCAGCGGCAGCUUGUGUGCGUUUACCAGCCCGUCAAUUGUGCAUUUAUCACUUGGCGAUCGAAUAGCAAAGGAAAAGCUGAGAAAAUCGGCAGCUGGCGCCAGCGAAUACCAAUUCAUCUGUUAUCAUCCUGUAUAUGCUGGCCACUGUGUGCGUAGGAAUUGAUUGGCGGUAUGCUAUAGCCCCGGGUUCUCCCCCAUCUCGACGGGAAACGGGAACCAGCAAAUGGAUAAGGAGGGAGUGGAGAGAGGAAGUUGGUUGGGGAAAAAGACCAAAAGAGAAGAAUCGAUUUUCUACGGCACGGUUGGUUCGUGUGACGUCACGACGCAUGCGAAGCCAGGUGCUAAUUAGUAAAGUGGUGCUCAGUUUCUGACAACAGGAAAGGUGAAAUAUGCUCAUUUGGAUCAUUUUCACUGCGGCCGUUUGCAUUUUGCUCGGUGCGAUUUUAACUCUGUGGGUCGAGUGGCACCUUUUCUCGCAGCCAGUUCGCCCUCAUCGACUUAGCCAUAACGAUGACCACCUACUGAUCGAAGCUGACAAUCCUAUUGAACUCCCAGAGGAACUAUUGGCUGAACUGGAGGCACUUGUCGAUCGGUCCAGCAACACCGAGGCCGUCGGCUCCUGCAAUAAAGAUGAAACGCUAUUGGCUGUCAACUUACUCGUGCAGUUCUUUUUCCGUGAACUGCGAUCCCAGGGGCCAGUCCGUCGCUUCCUUCUCCGACGGAUCAAUCAAGAAAUGGAAGAAGUUCUCACUAGAGGAGCCGUUAGCAAAAUUAUCAAAGGCCUCAAGAUAUACGACAUCGAAAUGGGGUCAAGGGCGCCCUCAAUCCAUCAAAUUGGUGUUCAUAGAGUUGGUAUGGACUCCGACAGAAAACAAAUGGAGUCGGUGGAUUUCGAUCUCAACAUUGACUACAGCGGAGGACUGGGUAUAGCGAUCGAUGUAACACUGGCCUACGGCAAAUCCGCAUUUCUCUCCGCCAAAGUGUCUCGUCUAAAAGGGCAAGUAAGAUUGAGUUUCUCCCGGAGACCCUAUUCUCAUUGGUCUGUGGCAUUUGCGACGCCGCCGCAGUUGGACGUAGACGUUACCAGCCGAGUUCAAGGGAGAUCUUUUAGUCACGUGACAAGUCUUGUUUCGUCACAGAUUCACAAAUGGAUUCAAAGGAAAUAUACCCUGCCCACCAGCCGAAUGCGUCAUCGACCGUUUUUUCCAAUUCCCAACCAGCUCCUCCUUCCUGCAAGCUGCUCGCAAACUCCUCCGCCCACCACCACUUUGCCUAUUCGAAGAGGAUCCCUGGAAGUCACUGUGUUGGAUAUAGCUCGACUGAAUCCGUUGCUCCAAGGAGACGGCGUUUACUGUACCAUGGCACUAGACAGUAGUCCGUGGCUCAAUGCUUCCUCGUCAGAAACCGAAGGGAGAGUGGUGCUAGACAUUCGAAUGAUUCGACGCCGACAUCAGUCCCUGGGAAUUCAAUUCCUGCAGCAGUCGUCCUCGCCCGAGUCUUCGCCACUAGAAGAGUCGGUUAAAGAAUGGAAACCGGUUAGUCAGCAUGGAGCUUCUGUUUUGGAGAUCGAGUCAGGCUCGGCAGCUGAAGAAGCAGGUCUCAAGAUUGGUGAUGUUAUCUUGCAAGUAGACGAAACCGUCGUUCGAUCGUCUGACGAUGUUGCCAGAGCCGUUAACAAAUCAAAUGAUCUCUUUGUCAUGCUCCGAGUUGAUCGGGCAAUUGGACGAAGGAGAGGGUCCAUGAUGCGCUACGAUGGGAUCACGCCAUCGAUAACUUUCGAUGGCUCGGACGAGAAAUCCCUGGCAACUGCUGCUGCUGCUUCGUUUCUGCUGGAUGAGUCUGGAUCACUUCUUCUCCCUCCCGCUAAUAAUCUGACAGCCGCUAAUAAAAUCAAUCACGGAUUGGACAUCAAGCGUACCACAACUCACCCGCUAGGAAAAGUGAUUCAUUUAGGUGACACUCUAAAAUUUCAAGUAUUGCCAGCUGGCCACCACCGCUUUCUCAACUUGUCCAUAUGGUUGACCGGUGUACCUGCGGUCGAAGAGACGACGUCCGGGAAAAGUAGUAGCAGCAAGUCCUCUUCAUCAACGACGACCAGUCCGAGUAAAUCGUCCGUUGCCAAGUCUAAUUUAAGCAAUUUGUUCAAGAAACAUUCGCCGCUUCAUCAACCGGAAACCAAAGAACCCAGUGGAACCAAAGAACUGCACUCCAAAGAUAUCCCGAUCGGUCACGUCAACAUUUACCUCCCCGAAAUUGCGGCCGACUGCCACCUCAACACACAGGGUCACCACAUAUCCACCUAUCAGCUGUAUCCGGCGGAUGUCAAGACGAGUUUGGGUCGUCAGAAUCCGUCAAGUCAGCAAUUGGGAUUCGAUCCUCGCCUCUGCUAUGGAGAUGUUUCAUUAUCUUUCGUCUAUCGCCCGGAUAAAGAGGAUGAACCUCCAUCUCCUGAUUUAGAUUCUGAUAUAGUUGAUGGAAUUCCUUAUCCACUCUCCCCUUCACCUCAUCCAUCUUCAGUACAUCCGCUUUCCCCCCUCAUUGAAAUGGCCCGUCCUGCCGUCGAUAUUGUCGUCAAUGAUUCGAUGCCGAUGCAUAACUUCGUCCUCACUCAAUUCAUAAACGUCCGUUUGUGCGAUUUCUGCCGGAAAAAGAUUUGGUUGAGAGAAGCGCUGCAAUGUCGCAACUGCGAAUUAGUAUGCCAUAAAAAGUGUAUCAAGCGUUAUCCCGAUCGGAAAUGGUGCGGUCUAGAUGAUUUCUUCAUUCCCAACAUCCCCAUUGCGACAGACACACCCAAGGUCGAUCCGGAAGAAAAUCCUUUUUUGUCAGCGGAAGAUGAUGUCGAUGAACUAGUGGAAUUGGAAACGGCCGUCGAGCGGUUGCAGUCCCGUGAACACGAUGAGUCGCUGAUGCGUCUGGCCAAGGACUCCGGCAAGGAAAUUUACAGUCAUUUAAACAGUGGCCAACGCCGAGCCAGAAUCACUUCAAUGCUUCAGAGACUCGAAUCGGCGACCGAAAUGGAAAUUCUCCGUCGCUACGAGUUGGCCGCUCGUUUGGAUCGACCCGAUGGAACUCCUUGGUCCGGCGACGAAAGACAGAAACUGGAGAAAGAAGUGGACUUGUGCGAAGCAAGGCGACAGGCUCUCGUCCUACUCCUCCUACACUAUAGUUCCGGAUUGCAGAAUGUCGAAGAGACGGAACGGGACUCGAAACUUUGUGAUUGAUUGAUUUUUUUAUUUUAUUUUUUAUUUUUUAUUUACUUGAUGCGUGCUUGGGUUGUAUUAACGGCCUUAAAACGCGAUCGUCCAUUUUCCCUUUUUUUUUUCAGUGUCCGAAAGCAUUAACUGAAGAUACACAUUCCACCGUUUCAUUCUC